Messenger RNA from Canariomyces notabilis, 1776 nucleotides. RefSeq lists its product as uncharacterized. The transcript is spliced from 2 exons. NCBI's taxonomy places the organism in Eukaryota, Fungi, Ascomycota, Sordariomycetes, Sordariales, Chaetomiaceae. Gene Ontology annotation, cellular component: plasma membrane. Bases 1 to 1776 code for a protein of 591 amino acids. Gene Ontology annotation, molecular function: G protein-coupled receptor activity. Gene Ontology annotation, biological process: adenylate cyclase-activating G protein-coupled receptor signaling pathway. The record is from RefSeq and is a predicted model, not a curated record.
AUGGCGGACAACAGCGUUCUGUCUAUCCUGAAACCAGAGAGCGACGACCUCAACCCUCUUCCGCCACCGCAUCGGGAUGGGCUCAUAGCCGUGACCGUCUUGGCUUCUCUCUCUUUCGUCUCCUCGAUCUUGGUGUUGAUCUACCUCACCUACAAACUCGUGCGAUGGCACCUCAAAACAUGGAGACGAACACACCAAUCAAAUGGGCAACCGGCAACCGAGCAGGUUGAUCUGUCACUAGGGCUCGCAGAACGCCAUCUUGUCGGCGAGGGACCCAAGAGCGUCCCGACGCUACGCGCCUUACAGAAGAAGGCGCAUCCCAACCAGUUCCUGGUCCUGAUCUACAACCUUCUCCUGGCCGACAUCCACCAGUCCGCAGCCUUCUUGCUCAACGCCUCCUGGGUCGGUCGAAACGCCAUCAUUGUUCGGACGACAACAUGCUGGGCUCAGGGGUGGUUAGUUUCGACGGGCGACCUGUCAUCAAGCCUGUUCAUCACUGCAAUUGCAGUUCACACCUAUCUUGUGGUCGUGUGGAACUACACUCCACCGCAAUGGGCUCUCUACGCCGCAGUGGUUGGGCUCUGGGUGUUCAACUACCUCAUGUUCAUUCUCGGCAUCGCUCUUACGAACAAUGGGAGGGAGGCUGGUGGCUUAUACGUCCGGGCUGCUGCAUGGUGUUGGAUGAACAUUGAGUAUGAAGACUAUCGUCUCGUCCUCCACUACCUCUGGAUUUUCAUCUCCCUCGCUGUAACCAGCGUGCUCUACUCUCUCAUCUUCUUCUCCCUCCGCAGACAGACCAGCCGCCUUCGUAACCGCCAACCUAGCACGAACCCGACCCGGACUCGCUCUGCCACCGCCAACGAGAGCAUCAAUUCCAGCUCCUCAAACAUCAACAUCAACCCCACCAUCAGCCCCGACAAAACCCCUGUGGCCACCACCACCGCCGAAACCCCCGCCACUACCGAAGCCCUAACGAGCAACACCAACAAAGGCGGCCACCACAAGGCCUUUUUGCUCUACCCGGUAAUCUACGUCAUCUGCACCCUGCCCCUCGCCCUGGGCCGUAUCGCCACCAUGGCCGGCGUCGACGUGCCCAUUUCGUACUUCUGCACCGCCGCCGCGCUCAUCACGUCCAACGGCUGGUUGGACGUUCUCCUUUGGGGCGUCACGCGCCACCGUCUGCUCUUUAGCGCCGACGUAGACACCGCCGAGACGGGCUUGGACACCUUCACCUUCAUGCGGACCCCCGCCGGGCGGAGGUACGGGAACCUGGUCUGGGUCGAAGGCGGCGGGGCCACGGCUGGCGGUAGGAGCAAGAGGGAGAGCGGUAGCAGGGUAGGGCGGGAGGUUGUUGGAGGUGGGGACUGGGCUGGGGGGCUAGGGAACUUUGGCUGGUUCAAGAGGAUAGGCCACGGGGGCAGGAGGAAAGGGCUGGGCAUGGGCUGGCGCCGCCUGGGAAGGGGACUUGGAGGUGCUGCGUCGGGUUCGUCGGGGGAUAAGAGCCCUGCCGGUGCGGGGAGGAUGCCCGCUGCCACUGGCAGGGACGAUGGCUUGGCUAUACAGAUGGAUAUGGUUACAACUGUUGUUGUCGAGACGGCCGAGGGCUACCGCGGACCGGAAGGUGGGAAGGCCGGCCGCGCUGGGAGGAAGGAUCGCAGGGGGAGUGGAAUUGGUAACGGCGCGCAAACGUUUGCGCCGCAGGGAAGGUCGAGGGUGUAUGAUGCCCCGGCACCUUCGGGGGUGUCGGAGGGGAGGUUGGAUAAGGAUGGUCAGUAA